Molecule: messenger RNA, 1527 nt
Organism: Durio zibethinus
Lineage: Eukaryota; Viridiplantae; Streptophyta; Magnoliopsida; Malvales; Malvaceae
Product: putative sugar phosphate/phosphate translocator At1g48230
Source: RefSeq, a predicted model, not a curated record
CUUCUUCCCUCUCAUUGUCUCUGCUCUCUUUUAUUGUUUGUAACUUGGGAGAGCAAGUACAAAAAUCUCCGUGUCCGUUCCCUCCUCUCACUCUCAUCUGUCAGUUUCUUUUUUUUUUUUUAUUUCCAGAUUUGCCGCCGCCGGAAACUAAGCGAACCCACCACAAUGAUAAACAAGCCGCUUCUAUUGACUUAUCUUUACCUCUUCAUCUACGUUUUGCUUUCUUCAGGAGUUAUAUUGUACAACAAGUGGGUUCUGUCUCCCAAAUACUUCAAUUUUCCAUUUCCUAUAACGUUGACAAUGAUUCACAUGGCAUUCUCUGGACUCAUUGCCUUUUUCCUUAUCCGUGUUUUCAAGAUUGUAGCUCCUGUCAAAAUGACAUUUGAAAUAUAUGCAACAUGUGUAAUACCUAUAAGUGCCUUCUUUGCGUCAAGUCUUUGGUUUGGUAACACUGCCUAUUUGCAUAUAUCUGUGGCUUUUAUCCAGAUGCUCAAAGCUCUAAUGCCAGUGGCUACAUUUUCUAUGGGUGUUAUGUGUGGCACUGACAAAGCAAGGUGCAAUGUGUUCUUAAACAUGGUGCUGGUCAGCAUUGGAGUUGUAAUUUCCUCAUAUGGGGAAAUUCAUUUUAAUAUGGUUGGCACAGUUUAUCAGGUUACGGGCAUCUUUGCAGAAGCUCUUAGGCUGGUCUUAACUCAAGUCCUCCUGCAAAAGAAGGGCUUGACUCUAAACCCGAUUACCAGCUUAUACUACAUUGCACCAUGCAGUUUUGUGUUUCUUUUUGUGCCCUGGUGUUUGCUGGAGAAGCCUGGGAUGGCAAUUUCACAGAUACAGUUCAAUUUCUGGAUCUUCUUCUCCAAUGCUCUUUCUGCUCUGGCUCUGAACUUGUCCACAUUCUUAGUAAUUGGAAGAACCGGUGCUGUCACCAUCAGGGUUGCUGGUGUUCUAAAAGACUGGAUACUGAUUGCCCUUUCCACCGUUGUUUUUCCAGAGUCUACCAUAACUGGGCUCAAUAUAAUCGGUUAUGCGAUCGCUCUCUGUGGUGUUGUCUUGUAUAAUUACAUAAAGAUAAAAGAUGGUCGUGCUUCUCAGCUACCUUCAGAUAGCAUUCCAGAGAGACUCACAAAGGAUUGGAGGUCGGAGAAGAAGUCAUCAGACAUAUUCACCCCCAAUAGCAGCAAUGAUAGCAGUGGAGGGAACUUCAACGGCUCUGAAUUGAAAGAUGAAGAAGCGCCUCUACUUUCAUCAAGACUAUCGCAUAUAGGGCGAUCACAACUAGGCAACCAUACUGCAUAAUUUAUAAGUGCUCUAGUGCACAUCAAUGAUGAUUGAUGGGGAGCCUUCUGUUUGGAGUUUACAAUGGGCCCUGCCCUCUAAGUUGAAGGCGGGAUAAUUCUUUUGGAAUGGAUUGAUCUUUCACACUUAUAUAGCAAAUAGCGAUUUUAUUGUAAAUACUUUGAUUUUGUAAUGCAUGCAAGGUCAUCGCUCACAGAUUGCGUAAAUGGUACUGGUACCGACUUUCCCGUAAUA